UAAAGCAUGUCAUCUGUCUGCUGUCGUUAAGGUCGUGUAACGAUUCUAAACAACCAAAUUGUUUAUAAAUUAAAUAAAGUAGAAGAGUAAUUAUGACUUAUAAACGCAAAAAAUACCACCAUGGUGAUACACAUUUAAAAAAACGUUGGCGAGUGCGUAAUCGAAAGAAAGAUUUAGAUGAAAUAGAUGGUGAUCUCAAAGAAGAAAAAGCAGAGAAGUUAUUGAAUCAAGAUGUUGAUUUAGACCUGCCUGGCGCGGCGCAGCAUUACUGCUUACACUGCGCACGUUAUUUUAUAGACGACAAAGCGUUGCAAGAACAUUUUAAAACAAAGGUACAUAAAAAAAGAUUAAAAGCCUUAGAAUUAGAACCGUAUACUAUCGAGGAAUCGGAAAGAGCCGCUGGAUUUGGUAAUUUUAAACUUCCAAAUAAAAGAAAAAUAGUAACUCAAUCUACAUUAUUGGACAAAGAUGGCGAUGUGGUGAUCAGUGAAGAUACACCCAGUAGUAAAAAGAAGAAAACUGAAGAAAAUGCUUCUUAAAAGUAUAAGUAAAAUUCUACAUAAAACAUAUGUUUGCAA
Molecule: messenger RNA, 578 nt
Organism: Zerene cesonia (dogface butterfly)
Lineage: Eukaryota; Metazoa; Arthropoda; Insecta; Lepidoptera; Pieridae
Product: zinc finger protein 593 homolog
Exons: 2
Coding region: 93-539 (148 amino acids)
Molecular function (GO): zinc ion binding; nucleic acid binding
Source: RefSeq, a predicted model, not a curated record